Talaromyces marneffei is the source of this 1422-nucleotide messenger RNA. RefSeq lists its product as uncharacterized. The record is from RefSeq and is a predicted model, not a curated record. Bases 1 to 1422 code for a protein of 473 amino acids. NCBI's taxonomy places the organism in Eukaryota, Fungi, Ascomycota, Eurotiomycetes, Eurotiales, Trichocomaceae. The transcript has a single exon.
AUGGCUUCAAGCAUCACCAACGACGUACGUCUCGACUCUCCGGAUGACUGGGAUGAGUGGGAAACCGCUCUACUCAACCAAGCUGAGACGUACCAUAUUCUCCUGGUCCUCCAAGGAAUCGAGGACCCUAUCCCUAAGCCUGAAGUCCGACGUAUCAAGGACUUCAUGCUAAAGGAUAUACCACUGCCCUCUCAGCCACCAGUCGCACCUCCGACUGGCCCUACUCCUUCAGCCUCGACCGCGAGGAUUGGAGCGGCUGCAGGUACUCGUGGCCAUACUGCUAGUCAACCAUCCCAGGACUCGGAGACCGUCCAAAGCACUGAGUCCCAGGAAGACGUUCCUAGCACUAUGGACACGAUGGAUAAAGAAAGAAGAAAACAGAUAGAGAAAGACGCGCUUUAUGCCUUUAGCGUCCAUAACAACGAGUAUAGAGUAUUGUACCAACUCUGGGAAACUCAGUGCCGAGAUGUCGACAAGGUUUUCAACUGGAUGAAGAAGACUGUACACCUAAGCUAUCUCAAGAUGUGUGUCAGCAACACUCCGGAUUGGAGAAAAGCAUAUCGAAAUCUUAAGAGCCAUCUUAGUCAACCCCAAUCUGACGUUUAUCGUAAGAUUAGUAGUGACUAUGCUGCGGUGUUCAUCCUUCUCAAACAGGCAAGAACGACUAAGGAUUUAGAGGCCUGGAUUGUGAAAUGGGAUGACGUUCUUACUCAUGCAGAACGUAAGAAAAUGUCUAUUGCCACCAACACAAUCGAAUGGGCAGAUAAAUUCUUUGACGCUAUUGACUUCCUUGACCACUCCUGGAUAACGACUUUUAAAGUCCACUUUCAUGAGAAGAUUGAUGACGGGACUCUGGAACGAAGAGAUCUUACUAAUAUGUUCCGAAGGCUUAUUCAACAACCACAUAUACGCCUCCGGGGGCGUCCAUCAAGAGGAUCCUUUGCCACUCAGGCUGGAGGAAAUGAUAAUAGAAGUGACCAUGAGGCUCCACGACAGCCACGACGUCAGAAUCGCUCCCUGGACCGCUCCCGAGGACGCUCACAAUCUCACUCCAGAGAACGACCAAGUAAGAAAGCCAGGCUUAUAAAGCCAGAGGAUAUGAGGACAACCACUGCACCAAUCUGCCCGGCAUGUGGAGGACGACAUUUUCUCCUAGCAUGCUUUUAUAUCCUUCAACACCUUGGGCUUCUAGUUCCAGAUAACUUUGAACCUUGGAUAUAUCGUCAAGAGAGAGCAAAAGAAUGGACUGAGAAAAACACCAAUAUGAUUGACGAAUUGGUUAAACACCAUGAGCAGUUGACGCUCAGUGCUAACAAAGAACAUCCUCGCUCUCGAAGCCGAUCCCAAGGCAGAGCAAAGGAAAUACUAGGAAUCACCCAAGAUAAGACGACAUUCCAGGGAGAGCUAAUACCCUCAGAAUGA